UUGUUUGGUGUGCUUCCUCCCUAUGGGAAUUCUUGUUUGCAAAUCGGCAGGAAAUAGAGUUAUAAAAAGAAACUACUUUACCUUUAACCCACUGGCUGGGCUACAGUAGGUUGCCAUCCCUUAUGGCUAAAAGGCAGUUUGGAUGGCACUGUGGUGGGGCAUUAAUCGACUACAAGGAGAAAAUAUGAAGAAAAUUAAUAAAAGCCACCAAACUUAGUAAUUGUUUCAUGACCAAGCAACACUGAGUUUCUUUGCUAAAAAGAAAACAGGAACUGAGAGACGAUUGCGCUACACAUUUGCUUGUUUAACCGAGAAGGAAAAAACACUUCCUCUACAUUCUCUCUCUUUCUCUGAUGCUUUAGAGAUGGGUUCUUUCGGGACUGUGUGUUGUAGUUCUGUGGGUUCCUGUUUCUCUGCAGAAAAGGUCAGAUGUAUUUAGCUGCACCUACAAGACUGGUACAGAUUUGAUUAUAAUAGUUGGGUGCAUGGACAGAAGAGACAUUGGCAAAGUCAUCCUGUUCUUUGUAGCUAAUUCCUAGGGGUGCACAAGCCCAGGGUAGCUGGUCAGUGAUUAGAAGCACAUAUACUGCAGAGUGUGUGGAUUUAUACAGUUAGGGUACAACUUGCCAGAUGGUGAUACUACAAACUUAAAAUAAUUGCCUUUGUUUUAUUUUGAAAUGCAUUAAAUAGAAGGCUAUCUAUAAGUGGGAACCAUACCCCUGAGGAGCUGGAAGCCAAUUUGGUGGGUUAAGGAUCAAAUAUUUUAACCAACUUUCACAAGUGAAUAACCUUAGAUAGGAUCCUCUCCCAGAAACAGCUGACACUUAUAGAAGCAAAUUAUAUUUCUGGAUAAGUAGCAACACAUCCCAACAGAACCACGGGAUACAUUUGGACCAAAAACCUUCCACAUAAAUUAAACAAAAGGAAUGCUGAGCAUAGCAGCUGACUCUCUAAGCAAGCGGUACAAUGGGGACUAGCCAGGCUUCAUUUAGUGCAUGUCUCCAAAUGCUCAACCGGUUCUGUUUCCUAUCCAGCUGUGGUCUAUGGCGUAAGCCUAUUUUAAAGUUUACUACAAAUAUUUCAUCGUUUUGCCCUAGGAUGCCUUUUAUAAGGGGUCUGGCACUGGAGUGUACAAAAUAAUUGAGGGUGUAACAACCUAACCACUAGAGACUUUCUCUUGUUUAGUGCAGAUAAUGUGCUGACAUGAACUCUUCCACAUCUGAAGACUAUGCUGAAAACUAAGACAUUGUGCCUACUUUGAGUCAGUUCCAUAAAUGCCUUCAUCGAUUCAUAUAUGGAGCAUUCUGAGGCCGAGGCAGACAUGAUUCAUCAGAAGGUACGAGCAAUACUCAGAGGGCUUGAUGGCCAGCAUCCGGCACUACAUUCUAACCACGGAAUGCUCCGAUGGACGUUGCACAAAAGCCUGGACAGGAAUCCAGCCAGUGGUGUAAUUGUGGGAAUUCUAAUCAAGGAACUAGAAAAGGCUGAGAGCACUGACAACCUACAUUACAUCAUACCGCUGUUGCACACUCUGAUGUACGCCAUCACUAAGGCUGCGUAUAUCUCGGAUGAGCUGUAUGAGAGGGUAUACGUAUUCUGUAAGAAGAUCCUGACGCUUCCCAAACCCUACUGUACAAUCGGACUGGCUUAUGCCAACAGAUUACAGACGGAAAAGAAAGUCCCAGGUUUCUCUUACCAAAAAUUGGUUACUAUGGAGCAAAACCUUAAGCAGGAUGCACUCCAGCACCAGGACAAGGUUCUGCUGUUCCUGGACCCAAUUAUAAUUUCAGAGGCCGUGUGCAACACCCUCCUGUGUGAGACCCAGGCCACCCAGAUAUCACAGACACCAGUAAAUUGCAUGUCCUAUGUGAUCACCAACAGCAUUCAGGCUGCACUGGGGAAAGACUGCAACAUCCGGCUACUGCAGCAGGUGCUAAAGGACCAACCCCCAGAAGAGGUAGAGCUCUAGUUCCAGAAAGUGCUGUCGGCAGUGGAACACAGCGCAAGGGAGAAUGGGAUCGGCAGGCAGAAACACUGUCAGAAACUGCAAGAGAUAUAUGGAAAGAUGGUCGGCUCAUCGGAGGAAGAAGUGCCAGUUUCCAAACUGCAGGUGAUCCCUUUCCCCAGUCCGGACAUUAGGGUGCACCUGUGGACCGAUGAAGACCAGCUAUGGAAGGAGCUGGUCCUUCUAACCAAAGAGACACAGAACACUGACGGAGAGUUUAACUCCUUCCAGAUCCCAGAGCUUGCUGUGGAUGAGGAGAACACUAAGCAGAACCGGAUAUCUGUGUGGUCCAAUGACAGCGGGAUAGAGAGGGACAUGCCCAGGGCGGAAGAGAAAGAGUCAGCCAAGCUACAGAGGAAGCCAUGCAUCAAGAAGAAAGGUCCAGAUUUGGACUCUGCAGCGCUUCUUCAUAAUCUGACAAAGGCACCAAAGGGCAGUCGUAUCGGGACCCUUCAGAGGCUCUCAGGGCAGAGCACUGAGGUCCCAGCAGAGCCGGAGAAACUUCCCACCGCUCGGAUUAUUAUAUUAGGGGACGACAGGGUGCUUGGCAAGUUGGCUAAGGCCUAUUACUCCUAUAGGAAAAGAGAAGCAAGGAGGCCCCACCGGACACUGAAAGCCAACUUGCAGUUUUACUGUAUUCCAGUCCGCAGCGAAAUGACGGACAGCUCAUCUGACAAGGAGGACCCCCCUACUUUGAACAAGGCCUGUGAAAUAAGCACAUACCUAGGCCGUGUGGAUCCAUGGUAUGAGGGAAACAUCAACACUCUGUGCGACAUGAUCCCCAAGCUCUCGGUCAUGUCACCCUGUCCCACCAGUGAUUCCACGUCAGACCCUUUCAUCCUAGACGUGACAUCCUACUAUCUGAGGUUUGGAAUCCAGCCCGUCUACUUCCAGAUUUACAGAGUCAAGAUCUUCUUCAGAGACACCAGCCUAGAGCCAGGGGAAGAUGUGUUUCUCACAGAGCUGAAGGUAGAGCUGCAGGACUGUCCCAGUAGCAAAGGUAAGUAA
Xenopus laevis (African clawed frog) is the source of this 3013-nucleotide messenger RNA. RefSeq names its product phosphoinositide 3-kinase regulatory subunit 6-like (gene pik3r6.S). The record is from RefSeq and is a predicted model, not a curated record. Lineage: Eukaryota; Metazoa; Chordata; Amphibia; Anura; Pipidae.